CACCAAACGACCUUUACUAUUGGAUGAGCACCGGACGCGGUUCCCAGGGAAACACAUCAUCAAACGUUUGGCGAAACGUCGUCAACACGCUUCAAACGACCUGAAACCUUUACUUCGACACGAUUUCUCGAAGCGAAGUCACGUGCCAAGAAGGUUGACUUGAACACGGCGGAAAAAGCGAAAAAGAUGAGUCGUAACCUGAGCCGGAGUCAGCAGUAUCGGCUCGUGGAACAGCGGCGUGCCCUCGAGGAGCAGAAGCAGCUGGAGGCCCUGCGAGUGGACCGCGACCGGAAAAUGGUGGCCGCCAUGAAGGAGGAGGACAACGUGGACAGGAAGAGGUUCUUACGACAGGUGCAAGAAGAGCUGAAAGAGAGAGAGAUAGAGAGCGCCAUGGUACAGGCCCACAGCGAGAAAAUGUUGAGGGAGAAGCAGCUCGUCCAAGAGGAGAAGCUGGCUAAAGAGCUGGCCCGCAUCAACCAUGACAGGCAAAGAGAAGGCAAAAUUCGGCAGUAUAUUCGAGAGAACAGCAUUGAGCUUCGAGAAUUGGAGUCAAAGUUGAAAUUGGCCUACGUGAGCAAGGAGCAAGCGGCACAGAUGGCGGAGCACGACGCUAUCAAGUGUGAGACAAUGCGUGAAGAGGCAGAGCUCUACAGCAAGAUGAAGAGCGACUUUGACCGGGCGACCCUGGAAGAGGAGAAGCUGGAGCAGCAGAAACAAGAGGAACAGCUCCAGUACCAGCACGAGCUCAGCCUGCAGCUCAUCGAACGGGAGCACAAGAGACAAGGGGCCUACGACGACUUCCUCAAGGAGAAGCUCAUGGUGGAUGAGAUCGUGCGCAAGAUUUACGAAGAGGAUCGGAUGGAGCGACAAAAGAAGCUGGAGAGGGUGCGUGCCACCCAGAAGCACAUCGAGGACUUCCAGACGCAGCGGGCCGAGUGGCAGCGUUUGGAGAAAGAAAGGAUGGAGGAGGAGAACAGACGCAUCAGGGAGUUCGCAAGCCAGCAGAAGAAGUCGCAGCAGGACAGGACGGCAAAGAUCAGAGCGCGAGAAGAAGCGAUACAGCGGCUCAGAGAUACGCUCGCGGAGAAAAUGGCCGAGGAGAGGCGACAGCGGGACGAGAUGGAGAGAAUUCGCCAGGAUCUUUGCCUCGAGGAACAAGAAGAAGCCUUUAGAAGGAAAGAUAUAGAAGACAUGGAGAGGAACAUCAGACAGAGGCUGAUGAUGCAGAGGACCUGCCAGGAGCAGAUGGCUAUGAAGGAGACGCGUCGGCAGGCGGAGAAAGAGGAAGACGAGGCGUUCCGCAAAAUGACCAUGGACAAGUUCGCGGAGGACGACCGCAUCGAGCAGAUGAACGCCCAGAGGCGACGCAUGAAGAUGAUGGAGCACAAACGCGAGGUGGAGAAGCUGAUCGAGGACAGACGACGGCAGCACCAGGCCGACAGGGAUAUGAAGGCUCAAGAAGAAGCACUGGAGCAGGAGAGAGAGGCGCUGUGCAGACAGAUCAUCGAAGAGGAGAGACUGCAGCUUCUCCAACGGCACGCAACCAAACUUCUCGGGCACCUGCCAAAGGGUUUGCUUCGUGAAGACGACCUGAAGCAUUUUGAUGAAGACUUCAGGAAAAACUUCCAGACAAGCCAAGCAGAAAACGCUGAAAACCAUGGCGGAGACCAUUGAUUGGUGUUCUUUAUGGGUUGCUGUUUUUAGCCUCCUAUCACAAACGUCACAAACAGCCCUCGUGACUGAAUGCGAUCCCGCUUUCGUGGCCAAGCGCUCGUGAAUGGUUCCGCACGCACACGCGCCACGGAUGACAUCGAAUACGAGAUCUGUAACGGGCUGAUACCGGCCGUACGCAACCAAAGAAUCUUGACAUUCAAGUCCCCCUUGCCAGUAGUCGGCGCUCCACUGUGGCAGUUUAGACAUUGGCCAAUCACCACGUGCGUCAGAAAGAAAUGUUUGUUCGCAAUUACCUGUCGUUGUGGUCAUUGAAAGAAAUUUGAUGUCUCAAACGUACUAGUAUCAGUGAGUACUUGAGUGAACACUCGUACUGGUAUCAAACAUCCCCAAUUGUAGCGCCGAGUCCUCAAGGUUGACACCAGCGGAUGGAGUCAAUCCGAGAUCAUCGGUGAAUGAAUUAUGUCAGUCAUGGAAAAACACAAAUAAGACUUGAAGGGUGGGUCCACGGCAAUGGUUUUAAUGUCAUUUUUUUUUUUGGGGGAUC
Molecule: messenger RNA, 2218 nt
Organism: Phyllopteryx taeniolatus (common seadragon)
Lineage: Eukaryota; Metazoa; Chordata; Actinopteri; Syngnathiformes; Syngnathidae
Gene: mns1
Product: meiosis-specific nuclear structural 1
Exons: 11
Coding region: 187-1674 (495 amino acids)
Biological process (GO): cilium organization
Cellular component (GO): motile cilium
Source: RefSeq, a predicted model, not a curated record